Molecule: messenger RNA, 346 nt
Organism: Hemibagrus wyckioides
Lineage: Eukaryota; Metazoa; Chordata; Actinopteri; Siluriformes; Bagridae
Gene: rps29
Product: ribosomal protein S29
Exons: 3
Coding region: 77-247 (56 amino acids)
Biological process (GO): translation
Cellular component (GO): cytosolic small ribosomal subunit; ribosome
Molecular function (GO): structural constituent of ribosome; zinc ion binding
Source: RefSeq, a predicted model, not a curated record
CCGAAGAAGAGCCGUCUUAUUCGCGCAUGCGUAGUUUAUUUCCUCCCUUUUCGACAUCCCGAGCGAAAGCGACAAGAUGGGUCAUCAGCAGCUCUAUUGGAGUCACCCAAGAAAAUUCGGCCAGGGAUCUCGAUCCUGCCGUGUGUGCUCAAACAGACAUGGUCUGAUCCGCAAAUAUGGGCUCAACAUGUGCCGCCAGUGCUUCAGACAAUACGCGAAAGACAUUGGCUUCGUCAAGUUGGAUUAAAGGUCUGGACUGCUUCACCAGAGCAAUGUGGAAACAUUCUUCCAUGCAACCACCCUGAAGUCACCUGAAUUAGAAAAUAAACACACUUUUCUGGUUAAA